AUGCUUCUCUCUGAGCGAAGAAAGAAAGAACAUGCCCUCCGCCGUAAAUCAUGGGAUAGAGCGUUCACUACAAAAGCCCUACGCGAUUAUGAGCACAGAGUGCUCAAAUACACCAAGCUUCUCAAUGACCGUAUUGAUGAAGCAAAGGGUGAACCAUUCAAUAUAGCCCUAUGGGUCAACUUCUACACCUUUGACAUCAUGGGUGAUCUUGCCUUCGGAAAAAGCUUCGACAUGCUUGAAAGCGGCGUCGAACACAACUUCUUCACUGAGUCCCACAAAACCCAGGGUUUCAUGGGCGCGUUCCGGCGACUGGUUUGGUUCUUCCCUCUUGUUUCAUCUAUCCCAAUCGUGAACAGUUCGUUUUUGGCUUUUCAAGCCUAUAUCAGGAAUCAAGUCGAGACUCGACGAAAGAAUAAACCGGCGGAACCAGAUGUGUUCAGUAGUAUCCUGGAAGAUUACGAUGCGAUGGAGAAGCCCACUCAGCAGGACUUCGAUAACCUUUGUGGUGACGCUCAUCUCAUUGUUAUCGCUGGCAGUGAUACCACUUCUUCUUCCACGACUUGUCUCUUGCACAACCUCGUACUCCACCCCGAUGUGCUGGCAAAACUUCAGGCUGAGAUCGAUGAAUACAAGAACACCCACGACGAAUAUGAUCUGGUUUCCCUAAGCAAGCUACAGUAUCUUCAAGCUUGUAUCGAUGAGUCACUUCGUCUUUAUCCUGUUGUCCCAUCAGGUGUUCCAAGGAUGACUCCGCCGGAAGGAAUGCAGCUUGAUGGUGUUUACAUACCUGGAGAUACCAUUAUACAUAGCCCUUCUUACACCAUGUACCGAGAUGAGCGUUGUUUUGAGAAGCCGAACGAGUUUAUUCCUGAGCGAUGGACCACUAAACCGGAGCUGAUCAAGGAUGCAUCGGCAUACGCUCCAUUCCAUACUGGUCGUGGCGUUUGUGCUGGAAAGCAACUUGGUCUUAUGGAGAUGCGCUAUGUGCUCAUGGAUAUUCUCUCAAGAUAUGAUAUUGCUUUCACACCCGGAACCAAUCCCCAGGCUUUUAUUGAUGGCUUGAGAGAUUGUUACACUCUGGAACUGCCAAGGUUGGAUAUGGUGUUCACUCCAAGAACUGGGGGAAACGCCAAAGCAUAG
Molecule: messenger RNA, 1140 nt
Organism: Fusarium verticillioides 7600
Lineage: Eukaryota; Fungi; Ascomycota; Sordariomycetes; Hypocreales; Nectriaceae
Exons: 6
Coding region: 1-1140 (379 amino acids)
Molecular function (GO): iron ion binding; monooxygenase activity; heme binding
Source: RefSeq, a predicted model, not a curated record